AUUUAGGUGGAACACAUGCCACUUGUCAAAACGAAAAAUCCCACCAGUGCUCUGCUCCUGGAAUGGAUGAAAAACUUCGCCUUUGUGAUGAGUUUGCUAAAAUUACAGACACUGAUAGCACUGUAGCUCGAUGCUACCUGGCUGAAAACGAAUGGGAGAUGGAGAAAGCUCUGAACUCCUUCUUCGAAACCAAUAUGGAGAAAGUGUUUGAAAUAGAAGAUUCGCCAGUGAAAGUUAAAGGCCGAGCGGUCAAGAGGAAGACAACUGCACACAGUUCACCGGGGGGCUGUAUAGACCUGACUACGGAUGAGCCAGGAUGUUCAUCAAGUCCUGCCGAUGCGGGCAAAACCACCGACGCCACAGAAGAGGAGAAUAAGCUGUCACUGGUCUCUUGGAAUGUGGAUGGGCUGGACACAGAUAACCUGCAAGACCGUGCAAGAGGCCUCUGCUCCUACCUAGUCUUAUACACUCCUGAUGUGGUAUUUCUCCAGGAACUCAUUCCUCCCUACGUCGAGUACUUGAAGAAGCGAGCCGUAAGCUACACACUCAUUGAAGGUGGGGAGGAGGGCUAUUUCACUGGGAUGAUGCUGAAGAAGAGUCGUGUCAAGCUGCUGGGGUCUCAGAUAGUUCCCUACACCACCACCCAGAUGAUGAGGAAUCUGCUCUUGGUUCAGGUGACGUUCCAGGGCCAGGAGCUGAGCCUCAUGACCUCCCACCUGGAGAGCUGCAAGGCCCAGGCUGGGGAGCGCAUGAAGCAGCUGAAGCUGAUCAUGCAGAAGAUAAGUGAGGCGCCCAACGACGUCACCGUCCUCUUCGGGGGGGACACGAACCUGCGAGACGCAGAGGUGGCUAAGGUGGGCCUGUCCAGCGGCGUGAUGGACGUGUGGGAGAAGCUGGGCAGGCAGGAGCACUGCCGCUACACCUGGGACACCAAGGCCAACAGCAACAAGAAGGUGCCCUACGUCAGCCGCUGCCGCUUCGACCGCGUCUACCUGCGUCCGGCCAGCAGGGAGGGCGUGCCGCGCCUGCUGCCCGACCACAUGGCCCUGCUGGGGCUGGAGAAGCUGGACUGCGGCCGCUACACGUCCGACCACUGGGGAGUCUACUGCAGCUUCUCCGCCGCUGUUUAGCCACAGAUUCAAUCCCCCCCCCCCCAAAAAAAAUAAGUCAUGGCUCAAGGUUCUUGGUUGAUUCCUUUUUUUGUUAAACAUGAAAAAAAAUCUGGACUCCUUUGUUGACGAUUACUGCUUUCUCUGUGAAAGCUCAUGCUCUGGCCUUAUCUGAGGUUCACAUUUCCUGGCAUGGAUUGACUACGGUCUGACUUCGCUUUUUUAGCUCUUUCUUGGUCGAUUUGCAUUUUUUUUAAGAAUUAUGGUUGCUUGAUUGCUUUCACUACUGCACUCGUAAUAGGUUUAUUGAAAUGCAUUGAUAAUAAUAAUAACUAAAUAAAACGUUUUAUGUUAAACUCAAA
Messenger RNA from Gadus morhua (Atlantic cod), 1471 nucleotides. RefSeq names its product tyrosyl-DNA phosphodiesterase 2b (gene tdp2b). Gene Ontology annotation, cellular component: cytoplasm; PML body. Gene Ontology annotation, molecular function: single-stranded DNA binding; 5'-tyrosyl-DNA phosphodiesterase activity; protein binding. The transcript has 7 exons. The record is from RefSeq and is a predicted model, not a curated record. Lineage: Eukaryota; Metazoa; Chordata; Actinopteri; Gadiformes; Gadidae. Bases 63 to 1130 code for a protein of 355 amino acids. Gene Ontology annotation, biological process: double-strand break repair.